AUGUCUUUUUAAGGAUUAUAAAAAGCCUUAUUUCUAAAUGGCUGGGAUAUGAUAUUUAAAACAUUAUUGUAUACAAGAAACAUUUUAACCAAAAAUUACAUAGAUAUUGUACAAAUUAUUAUCGCAAUCAUAAUACUUAUCCUUUAUUUUACCAUUUUCCUAAAUUUCUUUAAAGGUAAAUCAAAAUUAUCAAAGAAGAACAGCUACUAAAUGUUUGAAAUGCUGAGUUUUGGUAGAUAAUUUUUCUUUCUAUUAUUUUUAAUUUAUGUAUAGAGUUCCCAAAUACUUUAAUUAGGAUUACU
Molecule: messenger RNA, 302 nt
Organism: Paramecium pentaurelia
Lineage: Eukaryota; Ciliophora; Oligohymenophorea; Peniculida; Parameciidae
Source: the annotation of a GenBank genome assembly